CUCCCAGCCAACAAGCCAGCAAGGUGUGAUCUUCCUUGGCAACAUUGGGCUGGAUUGUUGCCUGGGCCCUUGAAGCUUGGAGGAAAUCGAAGGGUCAUAAAUCAAAGAUACCAUAUGGAUCCGAUUUCAGCCCAACUCUGCGGUGACUACUACUGGUUGCACGGCUUUAGCUAGCUAGCCAUUGUGCAUGCCACCAUGCUAUCUUGCGUAGCAAAGUCACAUUCGGAGCUCAGGAAGCAAUGUUUACUUCUUCUUCACGGCAACAAGCCUAGAAGACGAACUUGCUAAGCGGUCCUCAGCCAUACCACCUUAUCUAGCUAACUAGCUAGCUAACUAUAGCCACCUUGCGGGAUAGCUUGCUGUGUUGGCUAGCUAAUAGCUGCCAACGGGGUUCCCGUACUUGCUUUUCGUUCGGGUUGGCAAAAACGCGACCAUGGCAGAAAAAGGCGACAAUGACGGACCGUCGGAGCGGAAAGAGAAAGUUGACGUUUCGACGAUGAAGAAGAAGUUUGCUCGUACCAUCAGCCAAGAGGAUGCAACCCAGUCGCAAGCUUCCCCAGGAGCAUCAAGAGCUACGAGGGGGCGACAAGGGGAACCCAUGUCGGUGUCGUCUCACUCGAGCAGUGGCUCCCUCCGCCGAUCCGCUACGACGAAUAUCACCACGGCACGAAAGUCCUCUCACUCGCCUCAGGCAGCUAUGCGCAGAACUGCCACCACAAAUCCCCGAGAUAGAAUGGGCGUCAAUGCCACCGCGCUCAAGAUGCAGGAGAGGGCUGCCAAAGACGCAAAGAUACGACAAGCAGCAACGGCAAAACGAAGCAAAGCAAUUGGAGGCUCGUCCGAUCAUAGCUCAAGUGCUCGUCAUCGAUCACGUAGUAAAUCCCCUUUGCGUUCCCACACUUCGCCAGACACGAUCGGGGGCAUGGUGGGAUCUGCUGCCGGUGCUACUGCUGCAUCGUCAGGAACGGCGGAAGCGACAACUUCCAGCCAUCGAGGUGCAUCCGCUGGGACUGCCACAUCUAGCACGACGGCAUCCAGCCAUCGAGGAGCAUCUGCCGCCUCAACUACGAGCAGCACCAGCACUACAUCUGGUCCCAGGUUGUCCACAAUUGGGCGGGAGUUUGACAACGACGUUCUUUCUGAUCUCCCAGAAGGACCAAUGACAACGACUCACUCCAAUGAAAGAGAGUCCAUGACCCUGCCAGGUGGCACCGGCACCAACCGUCCCUUCUUUUCCUAUAUCCGACGUCAAACGAGCGAGGAUGCUAGUAGAUCUAGUGCUGGUAGUGGGAGCUUGCAAAACGUUGCCAAUUUCAAUUUUCUAAGUCUGGGAAGCAGAGGCAGUGGCACGCGGUUGUCGGAUGCAUCCUCACAGGGAGACGGGACGACACCCAACCUGGGCAGUACACUCUUGGCGGAUCGCAAUGAAAAGUUCAAGCACCAACAAUACGUUGAUCAGAGCGUCAAUCUUAUGGAUCCUGACUUUGCCACUUUGGGCAGCGAUGAUCAGUCCAACACCAACAGGUCGCGCCGCGCACGUUUUGCCAACGACAAGAAGUCCCAAACAUCUGUAAUGGAUCUGGUAUUCGGUGGAGGACACAAUGCUAGGGUACGAAAGAAGUCGAUGGUCGAGGUCAUACUUGGGCCAGAUCCGCGGACGUUCAAGCAGCGGCAAAGUUCGUUUCGUGAUGAUGAAGACUCGACUUGUGACAGGAUUUUGAGCUUUUUGGUAUCCAAUGCAAGUUGUAUCAUCAUCCUUCUGUUGCUCAUUACAGCCACACUGAUCACCGCCCUUAUCCUCAUCGAUCGAGUGCCAGCAAUGUCUAGUCCAACGGCGCCCAAUGUUGUACUUGCCAUCCCUUCAACUCCUGAGCCCACAUUAGGGUCUUCCCCCAACCCGACACAGGCAACAGAACCAACGCAUGCACCUGUAAUUACUCCACAACCCUCACCGGCAACAUCAACUGUGACAGCAACUUCAGGGGCAGCAGCCACAAGAUCGUCCACCAAUGUAGAAGAGACUUCGCAACAAACUCAGCACACUGCUAACGUAAAUGUCAAAUCAGCCAUCAAAUUCGUUCACAAGAAAGGAGUCCCACAUGACGCCAGCAAGUCAGCUGCAACUGCCCACACUGCUGCAAAGAAGCACAAUGACGGACUUCGGCCAAAAGUAUUCUCGCUCCCCAUCAAGCAAAAGUCAACGCCGGCUCCUACUGCGACCCAACUGCCUUCGGAUCCGAAAUCACACCUGGAAUCAAUCAUUGUUCAAAAGUAUGGUCUGACAGAUCCCACUGAUCUCGUGGAUCCUCACUCAAGUGCUGCUCGGGCACUCGAAUGGGUACUGCAAACGUGGCAGGGCGAACCAAUUGAGGUAGAUGCCGAUGAAGGCGAUGGCAUGGACGAGCAAAAGAAUGUUGAACGGUACAUCGCAGCGGUCUUUUACUAUGCAACGCAGCAUGAGGAAAACUCGAAUCAUUCCUCGUCACGACGACAUUUGAACCAUGGCAAUUCACACGGCAAAACCCACGGUACCAAGGGUGCUGAGGAAGGAACUAACUGGAUUGAAAGUAGCAGUGAUGAGUCGAUUUGUCAAUGGAAGGGGAUCCGAUGCAACAAGAGAGGGAUUGUCACUCAUCUGAAGCUACCUCGUGCAGGCCUACGAGGGACACUGCCAUCGGAACUGCAGGGACUCAAGAAUCUUUAUGAGUUGGAUGUUGGCCACAACGAACUUCAUGGGACCAUCCCAGACGAGAUUGGCAACCUGUCAACCCUCACCUACUUCGCCGCUCCGGACAACACGUUGACUGGAACGCUUCCGCCAUUGGACAAUCUCGUUCACCUUCACGAGAUCAAUCUCGCCAACAAUAAUCUGGAAGGACCCAUUCCGUCCAGCUUCAACGGUUUCCAAGACCUGUUGUAUGUUGUGCUCUCUGGAAAUAGAUUUGAGAAAACCAUACCAACCUUCACAAAUUGUGGCAAACUGAAAAAAUUGGAGCUGCAAGGCAAUAAAAUGACGGGGAUGAUUCCCUUGGAAGCACUAUCAAAGCUUGAGAAGCUCGAGGAGCUUAGACUUGGCCACAACUUGUUGACCGGAACUCUUUCAUCCACUGGCAUCAAAAAGUUUGCCAGUUUAGCUGUGUUGUCGCUCCCAAGCAAUCACUUGGGAGGAACAUUUCCAGACGUUUUCGACUCUCACUGGUUGGGGUUCCACGAGCUCGAUAUCACAGGCAACGCCUUUCGAGGGCCCCUGCCUGCUACUCUUGGAGUCCACACAGAAAUUAAACAUCUCAACCUAGGUGAAAACCUGUGGACGGGUUCAAUACCUGCGCUCUGGUUUGGACUCACGAACCUGCAGUCUCUGGUGGUAAACAAUAGUACACUGAGUGGCUCGAUUCCGGCGAUUCUAGCGGAAUUAAAACACCUUCGGAAUCUGUUUCUCAAUCACAAUACACUCACGGGACCAAUUCCAUCGGAGCUUGGAACCUUGAAAAAGCUGAAACAUCUGCACCUCGAAGACAACCGUCUCACCGGUGAGAUACCUCCGUCCUUUGCAUCUCUGGUGGGCAGUCUAGAGUCCCUACUGUUGUUUCGCAACAACCUCGAAGGCAACACAUCGUCACUUUGCUCCGAGGACGUUUCCAAUCUACAAGAGUUUGCCACAGAUUGUCUUACUGAAGUUGUCUGCGAUUGUUGCCUUACAUGUUAUUGAUGAACGAUCGGUAGACGAUCUAUAUCGCUGCUGCAUGAUCGAAUGAUUCGCUCAAUCAAAGAGGCAACACUGCCUCUUACUUGACAAAGAAGAGAACAAGGAACAGUUUUCGCAAUAAGAAGCAUGUCGCCGCUGCACGAAGACGAAGCAAUUAAGUACAGUAUGACGUGACUUCUGACUAGCUAGAUAGAGAUUUCAUUACGAGCUUCAUUGAUAG
Molecule: messenger RNA, 3926 nt
Organism: Seminavis robusta
Lineage: Eukaryota; Bacillariophyta; Bacillariophyceae; Naviculales; Naviculaceae
Source: the annotation of a GenBank genome assembly